This is a messenger RNA of Drosophila serrata, 1695 nucleotides long. RefSeq lists its product as uncharacterized. The record is from RefSeq and is a predicted model, not a curated record. Gene Ontology annotation, cellular component: plasma membrane. Gene Ontology annotation, molecular function: peptide receptor activity; adenylate cyclase activity; guanylate cyclase activity. NCBI's taxonomy places the organism in Eukaryota, Metazoa, Arthropoda, Insecta, Diptera, Drosophilidae. Gene Ontology annotation, biological process: receptor guanylyl cyclase signaling pathway; intracellular signal transduction; cGMP biosynthetic process.
AUGACCGUAACUAUUGCCACAGACUUGGGAAAAGUGGUCACUCGACUGCAGCUGGAACGCUCCGAGGUGGCCUUCUACAUAUUCACCAACGGCAGCAAGCAGCGGGCUAAUCUAACCCAGCGUUUCACGAACACGGACCACGCCCUGAACAACAUGACCACCUGGAGCGAGAUCAGUGUUCCCACAGCACCGGAUGAGGACGAGGACGAUCGGGAGAUGAUGCUGAACCGCAACGAGUUCCAGAGUCGAUUGAAUGAGUUCAGGGAUCGGGUGCGUUUCGAGCCCGAGGAGAGCUCCAUUACCGAGGUGAUGAACUGGUACACGUCCAUCAAUCGUGGCUUACUACAUCACCUAAACGAGCAGAUCAAGGAGACGGACAACAGCGGCGUGUGGCGCUACCUGGUGGGUUUCAAGAACCUGCUUAAGAGCAUCGAGUGCCAGAAUAUUGCCACUUCUUUCGGCAUCCGGUAUUAUGGCCGUGGAUCCUUGACGGCCGAGAACUUUGUGUCCUAUGUGCGCUACGAGUUCAUGGCUCGAGAGAUGAUCAACUCCACGCUGAAUUAUGCUCCAAUGCUAAAGAAUAUGUACACUAAUAUCACUAAUACCAAAAAGUUCCAUCGCACCAAGCAGAUGAGCACAACUCUUUUGAAGAACAACCCGAAUGUCUCAAAUGAACGCAGUGCCAUCGAGUACUACGAGUUAAUGAACAACUAUACGGACGACCUGCGAAUACUACAGAAGGCCCUUCGACGGAUGAUCAAGGAAUAUGUGGAUAAGACCCUAAGGGAGGCGGACCGAAAGGAAGCCAUUGGCAUUGCCAUACUGGUUGUGGUGCUUCUGGUGUCCCCAGUAAUCAUUGUUCUGGUAAAGAAUGCCGCUGCCACGAUACAGCUAUAUGCCCUGAAUUUGUCCCAAAAGGCCAAGGAAUUGAAGCGGGAGAAGCGCAAAAGCGACUCGCUGCUCUUCCAGAUGCUGCCCCCCAGCGUGGCCAUGCAGCUGAAGCAGACCCAGCAGGUGCCUGCCGAGCUGUACGAGGCAGUUACCAUCUACUUCAGCGACAUCGUGGGCUUUACCGAAAUCGCCGCGGAGUGUACCCCGUUGGAGGUGGUCACCUUCCUUAACUCUAUCUACCGUGUGUUCGACGAGCGCAUCGAGUGCUACGAUGUCUAUAAGGUGGAGACCAUUGGUGACUCCUAUAUGGUGGCUUCCGGCCUGCCGGUGAAAAACGGGAAUAAGCACAUCAGCGAGAUAGCUACAAUGGCGCUUGAUUUACUAGACGCCUCGUCUGUGUUCCGCAUCCCCAGAGCCGGCGACGAGUUUGUCCAGAUCCGAUGCGGUGUCCAUACGGGUCCGGUAGUGGCCGGAAUUGUGGGCACCAAGAUGCCGCGCUACUGCCUCUUUGGCGACACGGUGAACACGGCCUCACGCAUGGAGAGCACCGGCGAGGCCCAGAAGAUACAUAUCACCGAGGAGAUGCAUGACUCGCUGCAGCAGGUGGGAGGUUUCCGGACCGAACAUCGCGGUCUCAUCGAUGUCAAGGGCAAGGGUCUGAUGAGCACCUACUGGCUGACCUGCAAAGACGGCCCCGUGCGUGUGCGCGAGGAGAUCUCGUGGCGGGCAGACAUGCAGCCUGUGUUCCUGGACCACCUCAAGCUGCAUCCGCCGACCGACUACAAGCUGCCCAAGCGAAAAUGA